Acanthochromis polyacanthus (spiny chromis) is the source of this 7170-nucleotide messenger RNA. RefSeq names its product Golgi apparatus protein 1-like. Bases 37 to 3477 code for a protein of 1146 amino acids. Gene Ontology annotation, cellular component: Golgi membrane. NCBI's taxonomy places the organism in Eukaryota, Metazoa, Chordata, Actinopteri, Pomacentridae. The record is from RefSeq and is a predicted model, not a curated record. The transcript is spliced from 27 exons. Gene Ontology annotation, molecular function: fibroblast growth factor binding.
CGGUUUCAUCCGGUCCAGCUUGACGGUGCAGUGAAGAUGGCGGCGUACAGUCGCUCUCCGCUGCUGCUGCUGCUCUUCUCCUCCGUGUUUUUCUGUGGCUUCGACUCUGUCCUCGGCCUGAAGGCUGCCAGCGGCCCGGCCGAGCCACCCAACCCGCCCGUCCUCCGGCCCGCCGAUCCCCCGGCCAAGGAUGCACCUGCCGCCGCUGCCGCCGGGGCCUCGCAGCCUCGAAGGGCGACCGGCUGGAAGCUGUCGGAGGAGGAGGCCUGCCGGGAAGACCUGACCCGCCUCUGUCCCAAGCACACCUGGACCAACAACCUGGCCGUGCUGGAGUGCCUGCAGGACCGCAGAGAGGAAAGUGAAAUCGCUCCCGACUGCAACCAUCUUCUCUGGAACUACAAACUGAACCUGACCACUGAUCCGAAGUUUGAAUCUGUGGCCACGGAGGUCUGCAAGAGCACCAUCGCCGAGAUUAAGGAGUGUAAUGAGGAGGAGAGGGGGCGGGGCUACCUGGUGUCCUGCCUGGUGGAUCACCGUGGCAACAUCAGCGAGUACCAGUGCAACCAGUACAUCACCAAGAUGACCAGCAUCAUCUUCAGUGACUUCCGGCUGAUCUGCGGCUUCAUGGACAAAUGCAGAGACGACAUCAACACGCUGCACUGCGGCAGCAUCAACGUCGGACACAAGGACGUCCACUCUCAGGGCGAAGUGAUCGCCUGUCUGGAGAAGGCGUUGGUCAGGGAGGCGGAGCAGCAGGAAGGAGUUCGUCCAAUCAGAGAGGAGUGUCAGAAAGCGAUCCUGAGGGUCGCCGAGCUGUCGUCGGACGACUUCCACCUCGACAGACAUCUUUACUUCUCCUGCAGAGACGAUCGCGAGAGAUUCUGUCAGAACACUCAGGCAGGAGAAGGAAAAGUCUACAAGUGUCUGUUCAACCACAAGUUUGAAGAGGCCAUGUCAGAAAAGUGCCGUGACGCUUUGACCACCCGACAGAAGCUGAUCUCUCAGGACUACAGAGUCAGUUACUCUCUGGCUAAAGCCUGUAAACUGGACCUGAGGAAGCAGCGCUGCAGCCUCGACACCAACCUGCCUCGAGCCCGCGAGGCCCGACUGUCCUACCUGCUGCUGUGUCUGGAGGCCGCCGUGCACCGCGGUCGUCCGGUCAGUGGUGAGUGUCAGGGGGAGAUGCUGGACUAUCGGCGGAUGCUGAUGGAGGAUUUCUCUCUCAGUCCGGAGAUCGUGCUUCACUGCCGGACAGAGAUCGAGGCUCACUGCUCUGGACUUCACCGCAAAGGACGAACGCUGCACUGCCUGAUGAGGAUCGGCCGCGGCGACCGAAGCACCGCCGUUGACAGCGUCUGCCAGAGCGCCCUGCAGACUCUGAUCCAGUCGGCCGACCCCGGAGCCGACUAUCGGAUCGAUCGAGCGCUCAACGAGGCCUGUGAGUCCGUCAUCCAGACCGCCUGCAAACACAUCCGCAACGGAGACCCAAUGAUCCUGUCGUGCCUCAUGGAGCAUCUGUACACUGAGAAGAUGGUGGAGGAUUGUGAACACCGACUGCUGGAGCUGCAGUAUUUCAUAUCCAGAGACUGGAAACUGGACCCGAUCCUCUUUAAGAAAUGUCAAGGCGACGCUGCUCGACUCUGCCACACUCACGGCUGGAAUGAAACCAGUGAGCUGAUGCCGCCGGGCGCCGUUUUCUCCUGCCUGUAUCGCCACGCCUACCGCACCGAGGAGCAGGGACGACGGGUGAAGCCAGACAAGCAGUUAUCUCGGGACUGUAAGGUGGAGGUCCAGAGGAUUCUCCACCAGAGGGCGCUGGACGUGAAGUUGGACCCGGAGCUGCAGAGACGCUGCAUGACCGACCUCGGAAAGUGGUGCAGCGAGAAGACCGAUGCUGGACAGGAGUUGGAGUGUCUGCAGGAUCAUCUGGAGGAUCUGGUGUCGGCCUGCAGGGACGUGGUGGGAAACCUGACAGAGCUGGAGUCAGAGGACAUCCAGAUUGACGCUCUGCUCAUCAGAGCCUGUGAACCCGUCAUCCAGGCCCACUGCCAUGAUGUAGCCGAUAACCAGAUUGAUACCGGUGAUCUGAUGGAGUGUUUGGUUCAGAAUAAACACCAGAAGGAGAUGAACGACAAGUGUGGAGUCGGUGUUACGCAUUUCCAGCUGAUUCAAAUGAAGGAUUUCAGGUUCUCCUACAAGUUCAAGAUGGCCUGCAAGGAGGAUGUUCUGCGUUUGUGUCCAAACAUCAAGAAAAAGGUCGACGUCGUCAUCUGUCUCAGCACCACGGUGAGGAACGAUACGCUGCAGGAGGCCCGAGAACAGCGAGUUUCUCUCAAGUGUCGCAAACAGCUGCGAGUGGAGGAGCUGGAGAUGUCGGAGGAUAUUCGACUUGAACCGGAGCUUUAUGAUCCCUGUAAGUCUGACAUCAGUCGUCUGUGUCCGAACGUGGCCUUUGGAAACGCUCAGAUGAUCGAGUGUCUGAAGGAGCAGAAGAAGCAGCUCAGUCAGCGUUGCCACCAGAGGAUCUUCAGACUGCAGGAAGUGGAGAUGAGCGACCCGGAGCUGGACUACCAGCUGAUGAGAGUCUGCAAGCAGAUGAUCAAGCGGUUCUGUACUGACGCAGACGCCAGAAACGUCCUUCAAUGUCUGAAGCAGAACAAGAACAGCGAACUGAUGGAUCCAAAGUGUAAACAGAUGAUCACCAAGAGACAAAUCACACAGAACACAGACUACAGAUUGAAUCCGGUGCUGAGGAAAGCUUGUCGAGCCGACAUCCCAAAGUUCUGUCAGUCUGUCCUGAACAAAGCGAGUGAGGACAGCGAGCUGGAGGGUCAAGUCAUCGCCUGCCUCAAGCUGAAAUACGCCGACCAGAGGUUAUCUCCAGACUGUGAGGACCAGAUCAGAGUGAUUCUGCAGGAGUCGGCACUCGACUACAGACUGGACCCUCAGCUGCAGAUGCACUGCUCAGAUGAGAUCUCCAGAUUGUGUGCUGAGGAGGCGGCGGCUCAGGAGCAGACCGGUCAGGUGGAGGAGUGUCUGAAAGUCAACCUGCUGAAAAUCAAACAGGAGAGCUGUAAAAAGGAAGUCCUGAACAUGCUGAAGGAGAGUAAGGCGGACAUCUUUGUGGACCCGGUCCUCCACACAGCCUGCGCUCUGGACAUCAAACACCACUGUGCCGCCAUCCCGCCUGGCAAAGGACGCCAGAUGUCGUGUCUGAUGGAGGCGUUACAGGACAAGAGAGUUCGUCUGCAGCCUGAGUGUAAGAAAAGACUUCAAGACCGAAUCGACAUGUGGAGCUACGCUGCGAAGGUGGCGCCGGCGGAGGGCUUCUCGGACCUGGCCGUCCAGGUGAUGACGUCGCCCUCCAAGAACUACAUCCUGUUCAUGAUCGCACUGAGCGUGUGCGUGCUCUUCCUGGUGGGGCUGCUGUGCGGUCGCAUCACCAAGCGAGUGACCAGAGAGCUGAAGGAUCGGUAGAAGAGCCGAGAGCUCUCUUCAGAAAGGACUGACUCCUUCCCCACCUUCCUCCUCCUCCUCCUCCUCCUCCUCCUCUUCCUCCUCCUGCAGAUCUGUAACCAGCCAGCCUGCACAGUGCCAACACAUCUGGAUCUCUCCUCUGUUCAACAGCAAAUCCUCUCCGUUUGAGCGUCUCUAAACUCACUGAGGUGCCGAUCGUCCCAUUUCCCCCCCAACAAAUCUGCUUUCGCUGAGGAUGUUUGAGGUCGGAUGUGAGGUCGUGUUUUCCGUUUCUAAAUAAGCGCUGUUCUUGAUGUGACUGAGGGCUGCUGCUUCUGAGGUUCGGAUUGCUUUCCACUCGUUCAGCCCUGAUGCUUUUUUUGUGAUAUUUGACUGAGACUGGAGCAUGUAGAGCAACGAAAAGUGACAGCAGCUGCCUGAAUCGCACACGGAAAUCUUGAGGCAAACUUUUCUUUGGUUGAACUCUGAGAUGUUCCUGUUGCUUUGAGACGUUUUCUCAUCCAUCGUGAAGCUCCAUUCUCUCCACAGGUACGACCAGUUCAGACCCACUUCGCUUGUUACUGACUGAAAAUGAAGGUCAGGCUGGUCUCCGUUAACAGGGAUGUUGUGUGUGCAUUUCUUUGUUGUUGUCGUCGUUUUUUUUUUUUUAAACAUUCAAAUGCUAAUUUCAUUGCACUUUUUUUUAAACUUUUCUGCCUUAUUUAUUGAUUAAUAACUGAUUCUGAUGAAGUUCUAAUUUGUUUUGAGCCUGCUUGUAUCAACCCGUCACCCCUCUGCGUUUACUGAACCACAACCUGCAACAUAACACACAACAACCUCAUGUUAGAACAGGUUUCAUGCAUAGGAAGUCCUUUUUUUGUUUAAAUGUCUGAUAAAUUAUCGAUCAAUAACAUGAUAGAAAACACUUUUAAACCUGAACUGAGCUGCUGAUCUGUUGAAAUGUUUCCCGUCAGGCCUCGUUUCGUUGCUGGUCUUCGGUGUUUACACUUCCUUUAAAAUGAUAUAUAUAUACGCUCAAAAUGACUUGCAUGCAGUGGCCUUUUUUGGUGGAAAACAACUAAUUAAACAAUUACACAUUUUCCACAGAGUUUAAUUCAACCAGACACACACCUGAUCUCCCUGCUUCUUUUAUUUCUGGUCAUCCUCUCAGAAAACUGUGUGGAGAACACACACAGGAAGCACGCACAAUCAUCUUUGUGGUUUAAAAUUCUUUUUCAAAAGGCAGAUUUUCAGAUCCAUGCUGUAAAAAAAUGAUCUACUUUGUGAUUCAAACCGUAGUUUUAAAACUCUGCUGUCAGGCACUGACCUUAUUUUGAAUUAUAGUGAUCAAUACCAGCAGCAGCUGAGAAUUCUCAUCACUUCAAAUUUACUCGACCAUGAAAAGCACAUUUCUUUUUGCUGCCAGCAGGUGGAGCUGUUGAUGCAUGAAAAACGUCAGACAUGAAUGAUAACGGUCUGAAAUUAGCACAUACAAGCCAGAAAACGUUUUACACAGGGCCGGUAAAACCAAUAAUAUUAAUAUUAAGUGACGAACACACUGAGAUACAGAGUACUAGUGAGUGUUACAGGUGUUAUUAGUUGAUUUUUGUAACUUUAAACAGAGCCAGAUCAGCAGUUUCUCCAACCUGCAGCUUUUAUGCUAUACUAAGUGAGUCACAGUGUGAUUUGUAUUUGAUUUGUUGGCAUCACAACCUCUGCAUUAAAUAAAAGUGGAGGUUUUCUUGCAAGGCAGUCGAUGAAACAACUAGAAACAGAUGCAAGAAUUACAACACAAACUAAGAGAUUUAAAGGGAUGACAGAACAGCCAAAGAUGCAAGUAGAGCUGCAAGGAUUCAUCACUUUGUCGUCAAGUGUUAAAUCUAAUGUCAUUUUCUGAUUCGAACUUGUAGAAAUUAAGUGUUUCUUUCUUCCUCUAUGAGAGAAAACUGAAAAUCUUUGGGUUGUUCACAAAUUAAAACAUUAAAGAGAAUUUAUUUUGCACUGAUUGAGACUUUUCACAGUUUUUCUGACAUUAUAAAGACCAAACAACAAAUUAAAAUAAUUAAAAUAAUAAAUGAAUUAAUCUACAAUGAAAAUCAACAUUACUUGCAGCCCAAGACCCAAGAUGACAGUGAUGCUAAAUAACUGUAGCUGUAAAAGUAGACGGAAAAUGACUAGAAGAUGUUAAACAACCAUAGACACAAAAUGCCAAAAAGGAGAUGCAAAACAUCAACAAAGAUAUGCAAAACUAUUACAAACGAAAACAAAAUGAAAUGGGGAUAAAGAAACACAAAACAGCUAGAAAUUAUCCGAAACUACAAAUACCUAAAAGGUGAAAGAGAAUUACAACUAAGACAUGUAUAAUAGCUACACAGUGAUGCAAAAUUGCUAAAAAGAAAUGCUAAACAACCAUAGAGAUGCAAAAUACGUGAAAGAAGAUGUAGAAGAACUACAGAGACAACAAAGCUACAAAGAAACGCUUGAAAUCCAAAAAGGAUGUGAAAAACAACUACAAACUGAUGCAAAAUAAGUAAAAACAAAAGCUAAACAACCAGAAACGUGACAUUUAAAAAAAAAAACACAUAAAAAGACCACAAAGAAACACAAAACAUCUGAAAGUGGAUGCAAAACAGACACAAACCCUCAAGAUAACUAAAAAGACAUGUAAAACAACUAGAAAGAGACACAUAACAGCUACAAAAUGAAGCAAAAUUUGUUAAAUCAACUGUCAAACAACUUCAGAGAUGCUAGAUAACUGAGAUGAAAUGUAAAGUGACUACUGAGAGACAGAAAACAGCCACAAAGUGAUGCAACAUUACUAAAACCUGACGUUAAACAAUCACAGAGACACUAAAUAACUAAAAGGAAAUGUAAAAAGUGGUGCAAAAGGACAAAGUCAUCUGGUGUUUCAUGCUGGAGGUGUUGCUGUGUUUACAUGUCUGCAUCCUGGAACCUGUUGCUUCACAACAAAGCCCAAAAAUAAAAGUUUGUCAUCUCGCAUCUGGACAGAACUCCUGCUACAACUAUCAUUUUUGGCAUUUCUGUUUUCAUACAAAUGAAACAAACAAGAUUUAACAUGUUAUUAAUUCAAAACCACGACCCUUUGCUCAGUAUUUCCACACAUUUAAACCAUAAACGUAUUAUUGCUUUGCAGAAAGAUGUAACUAAAACAAGAUGAACAAUUUAUAACAUUUUGUUUUUUUCCCCAAAUAACUAAUAUUUAAUCUUGCACUUUAAUUAACGGACAUCACAUCUGCAGAGCCUCAUUUAUUAAUUUCAAUAUUUCUCAACGGUAACCUGAAGUUAUUUUAACAAAUGUUUUGCUGCUGUGAGUGAUAAAAGAGCAAACAGGAGAAUAACGGGCAGCAGAUAUACGUUUUCUGCUCGACUUGAAAAACACUAACCACAUUCUAAGAGGAAAAAGGAAAACAUCCUGGAAAAGCAGUCGGAUAGAAACCAACAUCUCGCUGCUUUGAGCUUUUCUAAAUUAUCUUUUUGUUUCUGUCAGAUGUUGAAUGAAAGAUAUGGAAACAUCUAUCAUAACGAGUUUUGUACGCAAGUCUCUACGUGUAGAAACUUUAUCGGUGUGCAGUUUUGUUCUUUUUAGAAUAUGCCAUGUAAUAUGAAGAUGUAACAGAUUUAUCAUUGUGAAAUUUGAUUUUGCUGUACAGAUAAAAUUUGUCAAUUUAUUAAAAAUGUCUGCAGAUUUUCAUA